Messenger RNA from Seminavis robusta, 1962 nucleotides. The record is from the annotation of a GenBank genome assembly. Lineage: Eukaryota; Bacillariophyta; Bacillariophyceae; Naviculales; Naviculaceae.
AUGGCUCGGGCAGAAGAAAGGGGGUCGUCCCAAGAUAUGCUGACAUGUACCAUGGUCACUGUCUUUUGCGACAUUUUUGCCCACUCUUUGAUUGCACUCAGUGAUGAUAAAUUCCUCAUUCAAUACACAAACGUCAAGGAUCUUGAUGGCGAUGCCAAAAAGAAAAAGGUUGUCAUGGCGGAACGCGUCAUUGAGUAUCUUCGAGACUUGCUGUAUGAGGUCUACUGGUCCAAACCGGUAUUGUUGGACGAUGUCAAACUGGCUUCAUCCAGCACUAUCUUGUCGUCGGACGAAGAUGCACUACGAUGCAUGCGGGCUCGAUUCCUCUUGUCUGGAACCAAACUGUGGGGAUCCUUGUAUGAACGAUGGUGUCGUUUGGUUCGGUCAAUUCCAUUUUGCGAUGAGUCUGCCUGGUGGUUUCCUCAUUUGGCUUCCCAGGAAGGCGGGAAUGCCGUUGUCAACGCAGCUGCCCAGCGAAGUGCAGGCGGAGACCCGAAUGGCUUGAUGGACAUGGAUGUUGACGAGGAGAGCGAAGACGAAGAAGAUGGAAUGGAUGAGAGCCAGACGGAUGACGACAACGCGGCAAAUCAGGGAAUGAGUACGGCGGAUGCGGAAAGUGAUGCAUUGGCAAACGCCUUUCGUGAUCCCAAGAUGGCUCGCGUCUUGACCUGCAUCCCACAGGCGCUUCCGUUUGAACGUCGAGUGCGUCUGUUCGAUUCGCUUCUGACAGCGGACAAGCUCAAGACCCAAGAUGAGAAUGCUGAAUUCCGAAUGGCAAUGCUCAGCAUGAUGCGAGGAGAGGAAAACGUCGUGAGUGGUGGCCGCGAGAGAGUGGAAAUUAGACGGGACAAACUGUACGAUGACUCGAUGCGACAAUUGAACCAGCUUGGGUCCAAAUUGAAGAAAAAAGUCCAAGUUUCCUUUGUCAACCAACACGGAACGCAAGAAGCUGGAAUCGAUGGUGGCGGUGUCUUCAAGGAAUUUCUUGAUGAUUUGAUCAAGGAUGCUUUCUCUAAAGGCACCAGCGCUUCGGGGAUCCCUCGACUCUUUACGGUUACUCCGCUGGAAACAUUGAAGGUCAAUUCGGCGCUAACACAGGACGGUGCAGCCCUUCCACAUUACGAAUUCCUGGGGCGGGUGCUUGGAAAAGCUGUGUAUGAAUCCAUAUUGGUUGACCCGCAAUUCUCGCUACCGUUUCUGAAUCAGUUGUUGGGCAAACGCAACUCAUUGGAGGACCUAAAGAACGAUGAUUUUCAGUACUAUACGAAUCUGACAAAGCUGCUCACGCUGAAGGAAAAUGAGAUUGAAGAGCUGGGGCUGACAUUUGAGAUAACGCUUGGUGACGGUUCAUCCAUGCGAACUGUCGAGUUGCUACCAGGGGGUCGAUCCAAGGCCGUCACAAAGGCAAAUGUCAUCCAAUAUGUUCAUCUAGUUUCACAUCAACGUCUGAAUGUUGAGGCAGCUGUUCAAACCAAGUCCUUUCUCAAUGGGUUUCGAGACUUGAUUCCUGCAUCGUGGGUUCGGCUGUUCUCGGCCUACGAGCUGCAGAAGCUCAUCAGUGGGGAUGAUUCGCUACGCGGCUUUGAUGUGGCGAGUUUGAAGCGUUCAAUGCAGUACGCCGCGGGGUAUCAUCUAUCACAGCCAGUAAUGCAGUGGUUCUGGGAGGUGCUUGAGGACUUUACGCCGGAGCAGCAACGAAAGUUUCUCAGAUUCAUGACUUCAUGUUCACGACAGCCAUUGUUGGGUUUCAGUUCCCUGGACCCGCCACCAUGUGUGCAGCAGAUUCGACUUCCGGACCAAGUCUUUGAGGACGACCUUGCUGUAGUGGCAAAGAACGUCCCACUCCCCACUAGUUCGACUUGCAUGAACCUACUGAAACUUCCCAACUACAGAAACAAGGAGUUGCUUCGAAAGAAGCUGUUGGAUGCGGUCGAGUCGGGCGCCGGUUUCGAACUUACCUAG